This is a messenger RNA of Branchiostoma belcheri (Belcher's lancelet), 4471 nucleotides long. RefSeq names its product kinesin-like protein KIF18A. Gene Ontology annotation, molecular function: microtubule binding; microtubule motor activity; ATP binding. The record is from RefSeq and is a predicted model, not a curated record. Gene Ontology annotation, biological process: microtubule-based movement. Lineage: Eukaryota; Metazoa; Chordata; Leptocardii; Amphioxiformes; Branchiostomatidae.
CAACCAAUGGCGAGGCAGCAUUUUAACGCUCGUUUUUUAACUUUGCUUACGACAAGGAUUUUAUCGACUUUGUUGCUUGACCCAAUUUGGGACCUUUUCCCUCAGAUUUUUGGCACAGAAGAUCACAUUAUGCUACCGGACGAGAAGUAAGAAGCUCCAUCUUGAAAGAUUCCAAGAGUAGCAAGGAUCACUCUUUGAAUAUUUUUAAAACCAGCCUUAAUUUGAAGUGAAGGACAGUAACCAUGUCGCAGCCUCCCCGUAAACGACGAAAGAGCUCGUCAAAUCAAGCCACGACAACGCUGAGUGGAGAUGAUGACAGCGCUCAGAGCAGCAAUAUGAAGGUCGUUGUGCGUGUUCGGCCACCCAAUGCCUCGGAACGGGAAGACCAAAAGGCACGCACGAUCGUCCGCGUGAUGGAUGAACACUUACUAGUGUUUGAUCCGAAAGACGAUGAUGUGUCACCAAACUACUACCACGGAAAACGUAAACGACGCGACCUGCUGACGAGGAGAAACAAAGACUUGAAGUUCAUUUUUGAUCGAGUCUUCAAUGACAUGACAUCGCAGCAGGAAGUGUAUGAAAGCACAACAAAAGUCAUUGUUGAUGGAGUUCUGAAUGGGUACAACUGCUCUGUGUUUGCAUAUGGAGCCACUGGUGCAGGGAAGACCUUCACCAUGCUUGGAUCACCUCAGAACCCAGGUGUGAUCUUCCUAACCAUGAUGGACCUGUACCAGCGCAUCGACCAGAUGCAGAGUGAGAAAAUAUGUGAUGUUGCAGUCUCCUACCUAGAGGUGUAUAAUGAGACGAUCUGUGACCUGCUGGUUCCGUCGGGUACCCUGGCAGUACGAGAGGACCCACAGAAGGGCGUGGUGGUGAGCGGACUCACCCUGCACAAGCCACGCAGUGCAGAGGAGUUGAUCCACAUGUUGGAGUAUGGGAACCAGAACCGCACACAGCACCCCACCGAUGCUAAUGCCACAUCUUCACGCUCCCAUGCUGUGUUCCAGGUGUUUGUGCGUCAGAAGGACCGAACAGCAAACAUCAGCUCAGAUGUUCGGGUGGCUAAGAUGUCGCUGAUUGACUUGGCAGGGUCAGAGAGAGCCACGGUCACCACAAACCGAGGUGCCCGGUUCCGGGAGGGGCCGAACAUCAACAAAUCCCUCCUGGCCCUGGGGAACUGUAUCAACGCACUGGCUGACCCACAGUACAAGGGCCACAUCCCCUACAGGAACAGUAAGCUGACCCGGCUGCUGAAGGACUCGCUGGGAGGGAACUGUCGCACUGUCAUGAUCGCUGCUGUCAGCCCCUCUAGUCUGUCCUAUGAAGACACCCACAACACACUCAAGUAUGCCAACCGGGCCAAGAACAUCAGAUGCACGCUGAAGAAGAAUGUUGUGAGUGUGGAUUUCCACGUCAGCCGCUAUGCUCAGAUCUGUGAAGAGCUUAGGAAAGAGGUGGCAGAACUGAAAAGUAAGAUUAAAGGUUAUGAGGACGGCUCUCAGCUCCCCCCACCUCCUGCUGUAGAUGAUGCACAACAGGGAGAGAUCAACAGGUUACAAGGCAUUCUCAACAGUGUCUUCAAGGAGCGACACAUCAUCCGUAAGGACCUCCAGGAGCUGGAGAUGUCUCACUGUGAGCUCAAGGUCAAGGUCCAUCGUAAGGAGCGUGACCAGGACAGGGUGAAGGCCAUCAGCAGUGAUAAUCUCAAGGCUACUGGCCGGUUGGAGAGAGCAAUUGCAGCAGCCAAGACACGUCAGGCCGUGUUUAAAGAUCGUCUGGAGACAGCCGAGAAACGCAUGAAGGAAAACUGUGAGACUCUGGAGAAGGUGGAGGAGGAGCUGAGAGGACAGGGGACAGAUGGGGAGCUGCCAGAGACUGUCCAGUCCUUCCUACACACAAGGCACCUGGAGGUGGAGGUUAAGGACCUCAGGAAGCAGGUCAAACAUCUGAAGAAGUUUGCCAAGUCACAGGAGAAGGAUUCGCAGGCGUCAGAGAAGUUGAUGGUGUCCCUGCUGGAGAUGGCCCGUAGACAGUACUUCCUGCUGAAGGGCGCGGGAAUGGCGACGUCAGACGUGACCUCGGAGUUCGAGGCCGUGCAGAGGAUGGUGCAGGGGGAGAAGGAGGUCAUGUGGGCAGACCAGAGCAUGAUGGGAAACCAGACCCAGACGGGGCUGGACCUGACGGAGGUGCUGGACCUGUCAGUCAUGAGCGUUGUCUCGGCAACACCUCCAAGUGGAAAAACACCUUGCAGAACACCUGUCCAGCCACAGCCCAAAAGAGUCCUGCUGACAGCUCCCAGCUCUGCUAAUGCUACAGAACCCUGUACCCCCAAAGGGACCAUCGGUCAACCAUCUCCCCUCAGAGUGGCGGCUACCCCUCUCAGAGUCCCAGUCUCUGACAAAAAGACAGUACAGAAACCCCCACCACAGAGAGUGGUUGCGCCCAGCCCAAGUAAGCCCACCCCCCAGAGAGUGGUAGUACAGUCCACACCAACAGUGCCCACCCCCAUGAGAGUCCCCGUGGUUCCGUCCACCACCAACCAAACCACCCCUGCUGUCAGUAAUGGGAUCACCCAGCAGGGUACAGUUACAAAGACUCUUCCUGGGAGAGUUGCAGCUUCCACCGUAACCAAGGCAACUGUAACCAAGACAACAGCAGCCCCGGUCAGAGUUCAUGGGAAACCUGACAGGAAGCCACAGAGCUCCAGGGCACUCUUCACAGAACAGGCACAACCUACCAACAGUCCUGAGGACUACUGUAGAGUUUUACAGACUGAUGCUGCUGUCCCUGGCAACCAGCCACACCCUGGUCCCUUAGCGACCAGUUCUAUGAUGUCAGAAGACUCCCUAAACCAGCCAUAUAACAAGACAGUGGUGCUGAGCUUGUCACAGACAGUGUCAAGGCCUGAGGACCUGCCUGUUGUCAAGCAGGAGGCUUCAAGAGACGGUGGAACUAUGGAACAGAUGCAGGAAGGCCAACCUGUGACCAAUGCCCAGGCAGUUAGCACUCCAACCAAUAACACCCAGCCAGCAGCCAAGAGGGUAAAGCUGGACCAGUCCUAUGUCAUUGUGGGUGAUCCUUCUACUCCAGCUAUGGAGACUGAGGAAACACAUGCAGGAGGAGGGGAGAGAAGAAUGACCUUCACUAAAGAUGACCUACGACCUGAAGGUCAGGAGAACACCACGUCCUGCAGUACAUUCCCCACCCCGGGGCACACUGCGUCAGGGAAGCGCAGGUCACUGGGGGACGUCAACGCACCGGUCACUGGGCAACAUGUGGAACAGCUGCGGAAGGUCGGACUGCCCUCUAUGAUGGACAAAGGUGUAUUUCCUCCUACCAAUAAGCCAUCCUACAUGUCCAUGACAAGGUCAGCUGCUUUCAAGAGGAAAAAGCACAGAAGGUCCAUUUCGUCACGAGAAAACUUCACCUCAAAGGAGAGACAGAGUCCUGUUGCCAAGGAGACAACAAAACCACCAGUCGGUGCACGGAGGAAAUUUGGCUUCCGCAGAUCACUCGCUCACUCAAGAAGCAAGUCAGCAGGCAACCUCCUCCGUUGGCAUGGUAACCAGACAUCCUCCAGCCGACUGCCAGUCAGAACACCAACCAAACUGUGACAGAAGAUUUAACCUUCCCCCUCCUAGUUAAGUUUGAAGUCUGCUGAUGAAAACCUACCCCUGCAUGGGCAGGGUUAACUUACAACAAGAACUUGUAAAAAUUGUAUAUUUCUUGAUUUUGAGUUUGAAGACAUUCAUAAAUCAUGUCAUACAGAAACUAUGUUGUCACUACGUAGUUGUCAAAAGAUAUUGUGAUAAAUUGGUGUCCAUACAGUUGCAGGAAUUUCAUUACUUUAUAAAUCUUGAUGCUUUUAUGUUCACUAAACUAUGCAAAAUCAAGUGAUUACUAGUACUUACAGUAUCUUGUUUCCUAUGUGUAAAUAUUAUGGCCUAUUUCAUUUUAUGAAGACAUCGCUGACAGUGAAGUUUUACCAUACUUAUGCCAGGUACAUUUUUCUUUACCUACUCAUCUGUACAUGCUGCUGUAGGCAUCUGUAAAAUAGGAUUCUUGUCUUCAAAUACAGUAGAUCCAUGGAAUCAAGUGAGUACCUGCACAUUUUUAAAAGCAGUGUUUGCAGAUAUAUCUGUAGAUAUGGCACUACAAUGUACAUUAUCAGGAACACUUUGUAAAUGAUCUCUUUGAUAUUUCCAACAAUGGAUCUCGGUAACCUGUUGGAGAUAUUCACUUCAGCAAGCUUGUUUCAUUCCAUCUUUAGUUAUUGUACAGAGAACUAGCUAGAUGUUUUAUUUUUAUCUCAGCAAGAUUGAUUUAGAAGUCAAAUAUCUCAAAGGCAGCUGUUAAUGUGAUGCAAACUGUGCAGCACUGAAUACUUCCCAAUCUUUAUUUUGUUGAAGCUGCAGAUUCCAUGUCUGUUCAACAUGGUGCUUUUAGAAAUAAAGUUUCUUUUACUCCUUCA